Messenger RNA from Periophthalmus magnuspinnatus, 1413 nucleotides. It is a transcript of the gene th2, whose product is annotated as tyrosine hydroxylase 2. Gene Ontology annotation, cellular component: cytoplasm; perikaryon; axon. Bases 1 to 1413 code for a protein of 470 amino acids. The record is from RefSeq and is a predicted model, not a curated record. Lineage: Eukaryota; Metazoa; Chordata; Actinopteri; Gobiiformes; Gobiidae. Gene Ontology annotation, biological process: dopamine biosynthetic process from tyrosine. The transcript has 12 exons. Gene Ontology annotation, molecular function: iron ion binding; tyrosine 3-monooxygenase activity.
AUGAAGACAGAGGGGCUCCCGGCUGUGCCCUUCAGUGGAAGGAAGCAGAGUCUAAUCGAAGAUGCUCGCAGAGACCGGAGCAGCAGCACCUCCUCCUCUCCGGGACCCUCCAGGCUCGGCGACAACUUUGUGUUUGAAGAGAAACAUGGCAGGGUCCCUCUCAACAUCCUCUUCACCCUGAGCAAUCAGAAAAACGCAGGCUUCUUCAAAACUGGAAAGAUAUUUGAAACAUUUGAGGCUAAACUUCUUCAUAUCGAAAGUCGACCUGGGAGGAAAGUGAAGAACAGCAGCUCAGAUCUAGAAUUUUUUCUGAAAUGUGAGGUUCAUAGCUCGGACCUGGAAGUGUUUAUAAACUCACUAAAGAAAGUGGCAGAUGAUGUGCGCACAAUCCCAGAAGAAAAGGUUCCCUGGUUUCCCAAACAAAUUAAAGAUCUGGACAGAUGUAACAUUUUAAUUACCAAAUUUGAUCCUGAAAUGGACUGCGAGCACCCUGGAUACAGUGAUCCAGAAUACAGGAAAAGACGUGCAUAUAUUUCUGAACUGGCCUUUGGGUAUAAACAGGAGGACCCAUUACCUACAGUGGAGUACACAGCAGAGGAAGUAGCCACAUGGAGAGAGGUUUACCUGAAGCUUCGCAGUGUUUAUCCAGGUCUGGCCUGUCGCCAGUUUCUAGACGGCCUGCAGCAGCUGGAGGCAGAGUGCGGCUACAGCGAGGAGCGCAUCCCUCAGCUCAGAGACAUAUCUGCCUUUCUGAAAGAAAGGACGGGUUUCCAGCUGCGUCCUGUCGCGGGCCUUUUGUCAGCCAGAGACUUUCUCGCCAGUUUGGCUUUCAGGGUGUUUCAGUGCACUCAGUACAUUCGCCACUCUUCUGCACCCAUGCACUCUCCUGAGCCAGAUUGCUGUCAUGAACUGCUCGGCCAUAUUCCCAUGCUGGCUGAUAAAGAGUUUGCACAGUUCUCACAGGAGAUUGGAUUGGCCUCACUUGGAGCUUCAGAUGAAGAAAUUGAGAAGCUAUCCACAUUGUACUGGUUUACUGUGGAGUUUGGACUGUGUAAACAAAAUGGAACUGUAAAAGCGUAUGGAGCAGGACUACUUUCAUCUUAUGGAGAAUUAGUUUAUGCUUUAUCCAAUGAGCCAGAAUAUAAGACAUUUAAUCCAGAGGAAACUGCUGUACAGCCAUACCAGGACCAGACAUACCAACCAGUUUACUAUGUGUCUGAGAGCUUUGAAGAUGCCAAAAUUAAAAUGAGGCGGUAUGCUGCCAACAUCAAGCGUCCAUUUGCUGUGUGUUAUGAUCCAUUUACAUGCAGAGUGGAAAUCUUGGACCAGCCUAAUAAGAUCAAGACUGCCCUGAGCCAAAUGAGAGAAGACCUUAAGACUCUACAGAGCGCAUUGGAAAAGCUCAGCUUGUGA